AUGGAUAGACUUGAGCAGAAGUUGAGACAGAUGAGGGCUUCAGACGGAGUUGUUACUUGGGAGGAUUUUGAUAAAGCACCAGUGGCUAGUUUGUCGGCCAAGUUCAGGAUGCCCGAGAUUGAGAGAUACACGGGCAUAGGCUGUCCUCGCAUUCAUUUGAGGCUUUAUAGUACAGUUAUGAGGGCCCAUGGAUUGGAUGAGGCCCAGAUGGAGUUUUUGAGACAGUUUGCAUUUAACACUGUCAUCGAUGUUUCGAGGAGAGAGUUAGAGGCUUUGAGGCAGAGGCUAGAAGAGUCGGUCACUUCAUUUAUCUCCCGCUGGAGGGAGAAGAUUUCACAGAUUGUUGAUCGUCCUUCAGAGAAAGAUCAGAUUAGCAUGAUCAUGAGGAGCUUGCAGCCUAGAUUUGCUAGACACUUGAUGGGAUUCCCCCAUACGGAUUUUGGAUCUUUGGUACAGGCUUUGUAUGGUAUAGAAGAAGGCAUUGCUAGAGGAUUGUGGUCCAAGUCUUCCCCUAUUGAUUCUAAGGGGAAGAAGCCUUCAGGAGGACAGAGAUUAGGAGAUGUUGGUUUUAUUAGUUUAGCAGGGAUGAGACCUCCUAGACACUAUCGGACAGUUGGACAGACUUCUGGAUUCUACUAUCCACCAUCACCCCAUGAGCAGUAUAGGCCACCUGUCACAGAGAGACCUCCUGCCCCAUACAUCCGACCCCAAGCUCCGCAAACCACCACUUAUGUGCAAAGGCCAUCUCGUCAGUGUGCUCAGUUGGGUAUGCCUUUGAGUCGAGCUCUUUGGAAGCUCAUGGAGGGUGGAUUAUUGACUCCAUUGGCACCCAAGCCAGUACCUCAGCCAGUACCACCUCACUUCAGAUUAGACCUACAUUGUUCUUAUCAUCAAGGACCAGCACAUGACACGGAUCACUGCAACGCUUUGAGACAUGCUAUUCAGGAUUUGAUAGACCAGGGUUUGGUUAACUUGGGGCAGCCAAGUGUGACCACUAACCCUCUUCCUGCUCAUUUUACACACACAGUGCCUCCAUCUUCAGGAGAUAUUCAUCCCAUAGACCUUAUAGAGGAUGAUAGUAUACAUAUGUUGAGUUGGGAUGAUGGAUUACCCGAGCCGAUUGUUUUGCAUGACAGUUAUGAGGUUGAUGGGGUUUCAUUGGUCCCUCAGACUCCUGCACCAUUCAGUUUGAUCCCGGACGAGGCACCAUUCCAGUUGACUCAUCCUACACCCUUAGUUAUAGGAUGUCAGGAUGCUUUUGUCCCAUUCACUUUAUGGCCAGAGGAUGAUGAUUCAGAGGGGAGAAAGGUACAGAUUGUGACUCGUAGUGGGAGGAUAGCUCAGCCACUAUCACCGGUAGUCAGACCAUUUGAGGGUGCAACCUCUCAUAAAGAGGUUAAGAGAAAGGAUGAUGAGGUUUUGAGACAGCUACAGAGCACUCAGAUUAGAGUAGAGACUACCACCACUCCUGAGAGAUUGAUUCAUAUGAUGAUGGUCGGCAGGGCCACUUGCAUUGUGUUUUUAGAUGAUGACUUGCCACCUGAUGGUUUAGACCACGUGCGCCCUCUAUACAUCACAGUUGGAUGUUCAGGCCGUAGAGUCCCGUAUGUCCUACUGGACAACGGCUCAGCCCUAAAUGUUUGCCCUUUAGCCACUGCUAUAGCCCUUGGUUUCGCGCCUUUAGAUUUUGGUCCUUCUACUCAAACAGUCAGGGCGUAUGAUAGCACCAAGAGGGAGGUUUUGAGGAUCCCUACAUCAUUUAACCUACUACUAAGCCGACCAUGGAUUCAUAUAGCUGGAGCUAUUCCUUCUUCCCUUCAUCAAAAGGUGAAGUUUAUUCAUGAUGGGCAGGUCAUCACUGUGCGGUCUACCAGGGAUAUAUUUGCCACUUCUGAGCCAGUACUUCAGAUCAGUCACAGUGAGGACGACCUACUUCUGACUGGGUUUACUUUUGAUGAGAUACAGACUCUCGAGAUUGAGGAUUUUUACAGAGAUUUUGUAGCUAUGUCUUUUGAUCAGCAUAGCAGCACAGUGGUCCUUGAUAUGAUGAGGGGUAUGACCUUUCUACCUGGCAUGGGGUUAGGACGACAUCAGUAG
Messenger RNA from Vitis vinifera (wine grape), 2097 nucleotides. RefSeq lists its product as uncharacterized. Bases 1 to 2097 code for a protein of 698 amino acids. The record is from RefSeq and is a predicted model, not a curated record. NCBI's taxonomy places the organism in Eukaryota, Viridiplantae, Streptophyta, Magnoliopsida, Vitales, Vitaceae. The transcript has 5 exons.